This is a messenger RNA of Marmota monax (woodchuck), 939 nucleotides long. RefSeq names its product spermatogenesis-associated protein 22. Gene Ontology annotation, biological process: gamete generation; meiotic DNA repair synthesis; homologous chromosome pairing at meiosis. The record is from RefSeq and is a predicted model, not a curated record. Bases 1 to 921 code for a protein of 306 amino acids. Lineage: Eukaryota; Metazoa; Chordata; Mammalia; Rodentia; Sciuridae. The transcript is spliced from 7 exons.
AUGGAGGACCCUGCUGAGCCCUGUGGAAGGCGACCACUGUCCCACCCUGGCCCAGGCUGUUUGCCUGUACCAUUGUUCAAUCAAAAGAAGAGGAAUAGACAGCCAUUAACAUCUAAUCCACUUAAAAAUGAUCCAGGUAUCAGUACUGCUUCUGACAGUUAUGAUUUCCCUCCAAUACCAACAGAUUGGGCCUGGGAGGCUAUGAAUCAAGAGUGGGCUCCUUUAACAAAAACAAUGAACACAAGCCAAAUACCACCUUCAGUUUCUCAUCCCCUGAGAAGUCAAGAUUCUAUUCCUAAAUCAAUUCAGUCAAAUACUGCAAGAAGCCAAAGUGGUUGGAGAGAUGACAACAAAAAUACCAGCUUGAAAACUUGGGAUAAAAAUGACUUUAGACCUCAAUGUAAAACAACAAAACUAGUGACAAAUGAUGGAAAAAAUUCUUUUCCAGUGAAUUUGGGAACUCAGAUACCACAGAAACAAUUAAGGGUAUCUGAAACUCCUGAUUUAUCUUAUCACAGAGAAACUGAGGUUCUCAGACAAAUGUGUUCAUCAAAAGUUUCUGGCUCCACAGUAAAAGGCCCAGAUAAAAACAGUGCAUUACAGACAUUUAAGCCCAAUUUUCAACAAAAUCAAUUUAAGAAAAAAAUGUUGGAUGAUAUUCCAGAAGAAAACACUCUGAAGGAAGCCUCAUGUCGGUUACAGUUUAAGGAAAAAAAUAAUUCUCUAAGAAUUAUUUCUGCAGUUAUUGAAAGCAUGAAGUAUUGGUGUGAACAUGCACAGAAAACUGUACUUCUUUUUGAGGUGUUGGCUGUACUCGAUUCGGCUGUUACAUCUGGCCCAUAUUAUUCAAAGAAUUUUCUUAUGAGAGAUGGGAAAAAUACUCUGCCUUGUGUAUUUUAUGAAAUCGUGAGUAUUUUUUAAAGCAUUCUUUGCAAAGAC